CUUCCAACCUGCUUCACCACCCUUCUGGUGGGGGUUGGCCCUCGGCCCUCCAGCCCUUUUUUCCCCACAUGCCCAGGAAGCCAGGGGCCAACAUGGAUCUUCCCAUUGAUAUCAGAUGAGUCUGGAAGCCUCCUCAACUUUUGGGAGACCAUGGAAAGGAACAGCCGCCCGAUUGCUUCCCUGGCAAGGACAUCUCCAGCCCGGGCAGCCCCAACCUGGGCAUUACCUUCCAGGUCAUCAUCUGCCAGAUCAGCCUCAACAGCAUCCUCUCCAACAAGGGUGCACCUUGUUAGAGCAAUACCAGUGAGGGCCACACCUAUCCGGACAUCUCCUGCCACAUCAGGACCAGCCACCAGGGCCACUGGAGAAACCCCAGGUGUCAGCUUGCCCAAGUUCACCUGGCAGGAGGGCCAGAAGCGGCUGCCACUCAUCGGAUGUGUCCUCCUCCUCAUUGCCCUGGUGGCAUCUCUUAUCAUCCUCUAUGGGGAACGAGAGCCCCAGAGUCCAAGAGGGAUUGCAGUCUACUUCUGGCGAGGCCACACAGGAAUCAAGUACAAGGAGCCAGUGGAGAGCUGCUCCAUGCAUGCUGUGCGCUGUGAUGGAGUGGUGGACUGCAAGCUGAAGAGUGACGAGCUGGGCUGUGUGAGGUUUGACUGGGACAAGUCUCUGCUUAAAGUCUACUCUGGGUCAUCCCAUCAGUGGAUUCCUAUCUGCAGUGACAACUGGAACAAUUCUUACUCUGUGAAGACCUGCCAACAGCUGGGUUUUGAGAGUGCUUACCGGACUACUGAGGUGGCCUACAGGGCUAUCGGCAGCAGUUUCUCAAUCUCUGAGUACAACUCCACCAUCCAGGAAAGCCUCUACAGGUGUGGCAGGGCAGGCCAGGCUGCCUGUCUGUCUGAGUGCCCUUCCCAGCAUUAUGUCUCUCUUCAGUGUUCCCACUGUGGACUCAGGGCCAUGACUGGGCGGAUCGUGGGAGGGGCACUGGCCCCAGAGAGCAAAUGGCCUUGGCAAGUUAGUCUGCACUAUGGCACCACCCACAUUUGUGGGGGCACACUGAUUGACACCCAGUGGGUGCUCACUGCUGCCCACUGCUUCUUUGUAACCAGGGAAAAGAUCCUGGAGGGCUGGAAAGUGUACGUGGGCACCAACAACCUGCACCAGCUGCCUGAGGCAGCCUCCAUCUCCCAGAUCAUCAUCAAUGGCAACUACACUGAUGAGCAGGAUGACUACGACAUUGCCCUUGUGCACCUCUCCAAGCCCCUAACCAUGUCUGCUCACAUCCACCCUGCCUGCCUCCCCAUGCAUGGACAGACCUUCAGCCUCAAUGAGACCUGCUGGAUCACAGGCUUUGGCAAGACCAAGGAGACAGAUGAGAAGACAUCCCCCUUCCUCCGGGAGGUGCAGGUCAGCCUCAUAGACUUUAGGAAGUGCAACGACUACUUGGUCUAUGACAGUUACCUUACCCCAAGGAUGAUGUGUGCCGGGGACCUUCGGGGAGGCAGAGACUCCUGCCAGGGAGACAGUGGAGGGCCCCUGGUCUGUGAGCAGAACAACCGCUGGUACCUGGCAGGAGUCACCAGCUGGGGAACAGGCUGCGGCCAGAGAAACAAACCUGGUGUGUACACUAAAGUGACAGAACUCCUCCCCUGGAUAUACAGCAAGAUGGAGAGUGAGAGGCGCCUCCAGAAAUCUUAAGUGGCUGUCCUGCUCUACCUCACAGCACUGGCUGCUAUAGACUCUGGCCAAAAUGACUGGGCCAUCUGCAACAUUAUCUGGGCUAAAAGCUACCAGACACCUUCAUUACUGCCUCUUCCACUGUCUGCUGCCUCUGAAUAUGCAAUGUGCAUGUGCGUGUGUGCAUAUGUGUGUGCAUAUGAUUGCUCUCCCAAGGUCUUCAGAAACCAGAAUCACUGUCAGCUCUUUUCAAGCCCCAGGCUGGAAAUAAUCACCUGGAGACAACAGUUUGGAGACAACAGCAUGGAGACACCUACAGGUGUGUUCAUAAUGGAUGGAGGAGAUAGAGCCCAAGGAAGAGCCUGGAAGGUCACAUCAAGAAUUCUUGCUUCUCUGACCUCAACUUGGAGACUAGCCCAGAAUGGGCAGCCACUCAGCAGUCCUGGUGACAUCAGUGUUGUCCAGGGACAGCAGCAGCUUUUGCUGGAGUGCCUGGACUGUCCCUAGUGGGAAGAUAUCUCUGUUGACAUUACCAGCAUCCUGUUUUCUCCGACCUCGCACCAGUGCUGUGUAUGUGGAGAGGUGGCUGCACUGUGGCUGGCCAUGCUGACAGCUGUGAACAGGGCUCAUUGUUCCUGUUUGGUCACAGGCUGUUGGGGGUAUGUUUUAUUUCAUUUUAUUUUAUUUUUAUAUUUAAGAAACAGAAGUAGAUGUAUUCUUAAAGAUUCUUCAAAAAUUCCUGGAGCCAGGAGAGCUAACAUCAGUCACCUCAAGAACUCCGAGGGACAAAUGGGAGCUGUGCCACUCUCGAGUCCUGUGGAAUGUUCUUGGCCUCAAGGGACUGAAGUGGCUCCUUUGAGAUACUCAGGGAAGUCAAUCCUCAUUUGAGCUAGUGUGCAAAUCAAGGACAGAGAGAACCAUAGCUGUUGCUGUAUUCAAGGGCUAUAACUGGACAUGAAGAAAUGCUUCUCCUUGUGUCCCUCAGAGGUUGGGAAAAUCCAGGUGGACCAUCAUUCCUUAUUCACAGUACUGCCUUGGGACUUUGGAAAUUCUUUUCAGCUUUCUCUGCCUUUCAAUUUCUCAGUUGUUUCAGAAACAUAGCACCAACAUUAAAAUUACUAUGGAGAGAAAGCUGACACUGUCCUCAGGCCCUGCAAACAGUCCUUCUGAAGGAUUCCAGUUGCCCUGCUCCUGCAGACCAUCAGUGUGCCUGGCCUCCAGCUGAAGGCCAGGACCUUCCCUAGCCUUGGUGCCCAGUCCCAUUCUCCUCACCUUGCGUGGGCCUAUCUGGUGGUGCUAUGACCCUCAGAGGCAGGGUCCAAGCAGAUCAGCCCAGCCCAGCCUAGGCAAGGUAGGCUGUCCCUUGGGGGAAAGAUUGACCUGGAAAAGUAGGCUGGAAUUGCCUAGUGGCUGGACAGAGUCCAAGGGGCUGGUUACAUGUCAUGAAGGCUGGGGAGUUCAGGAAUUGACUUCCACAGCAGCCCCCAGCAAUGGUCUUCAGCAAUAAAAGUUGUGUGACCUAAA
Molecule: messenger RNA, 3201 nt
Organism: Phyllostomus hastatus (greater spear-nosed bat)
Lineage: Eukaryota; Metazoa; Chordata; Mammalia; Chiroptera; Phyllostomidae
Gene: TMPRSS13
Product: transmembrane serine protease 13
Exons: 14
Coding region: 151-1698 (515 amino acids)
Biological process (GO): proteolysis
Cellular component (GO): membrane
Molecular function (GO): serine-type endopeptidase activity; protein binding
Source: RefSeq, a predicted model, not a curated record